AUGGAGAGUGACGCCUUGUCGAAUGCGGUCGUUUACAUGACGGCGGGUCCCGCUCUCCCUGGGCCUCUGGAGGGUCCUCUGGAGGCGCCGCCGCGGCCGCCGCGGGGCCCCAAGGAGGAGCAGCCGCCGCCGGGCCGGCCGCCCGCGGGGAUGGCCUCGUCGGGCAGCCCGUCCCCCGGGGGCCCCUCCGCGGCCGGCGCACCUGGCGGGACUUCCUCCGCCGCGACGGCUGCCGCCGUGCUCUCCUUGAGCACCGCGGCGCUGGGGAACCAGAGCGAUGGGAGCGGGGGCGACAGCACGGGCGCCUGGGCGGGCGGCGGGGGCGGCGGGGGCGGCGGGCCCCGGGCGGCGGGGAGGCCCCCGCCGGGCCCCGAGGCGGCGGCGCCGCUGCUGUCGCACGGGGCGGCGGUGGCGGCCCAGGCGCUCGUGCUCCUGCUCAUCUUCCUGCUGUCUAGCCUGGGCAACUGCGCGGUGAUGGCGGUGAUCGUGAAGCACCGGCAGCUCCGCACCGUCACCAACGCCUUCAUCCUCUCCCUGUCCCUGUCGGAUCUGCUCACGGCGCUGCUCUGCCUGCCCGCCGCCUUCCUGGACCUUUUCACGCCGCCGCCGGGGGGCUCGGUCCCCGCCGCCGCCGCCGCCGCCGCCGCCGGGCCCUGGCGCGGCUUCUGCGCCGCCAGCCGCUUCUUCAGCUCGUGCUUCGGCAUCGUUUCCACGCUCAGCGUGGCCCUCGUCUCGCUGGACCGCUACUGCGCCAUCGUGCGGCCGCCGCGGGAGAAGCUCGGCCGCCGCCGCGCGCUGCAGCUGCUGGCGGGCGCCUGGCUGGCGGCCCUGGGCUUCUCCCUGCCCUGGGAGCUGCUCCGCGCGCCCCGCGCGGCCCCCGCGCCCCCCGCGCCCCCCGCGCCCCCCGCGGCGCAGAGCUUCCACGGCUGCCUGUACCGCACGUCCCCGGACCCCGCGCAGCUGGGCGCGGCCUACAGCGUGGGGCUGGUGGUGGCCUGCUACCUGCUGCCCUUCCUGCUCAUGGGCUUCUGCCACUACCACAUCUGCAGGGCGGUGCGCCUGUCGGACGCGCGCGUGCGGCCCCUGACCACGCACGCGCGCGUGCUGCGCUUCUUCGGCGAGGUGCGCACGGCCACCGCCCUGCUCGUCAUGAUCGUCUUCGCCGUCUGCUGCUGGGGGCCCCACUGCUGCCUGGUGCUGCUGGCCGCGGCCCGCCAGGCCCCCGCGGCGCAGGCCCCCUCGCCCCUCAACGUGGCGGCCGUCUGGCUGACCUGGGCCAACGGGGCCAUCAACCCUGUCAUCUACGCCGUUCGCAACCCCAACGUUUCCGUGCUCCUGGGACGCAGCCGGGAAGAGGGCUACCGGCCUAGGAACGUGGACGCCUUCCUGCCCAGCCAGGGCCCAGCCCUGCGGGCCAGGAGCCGGGAUCGCCUCCGAAACCGCUGUGCCAACCGGCUGCGAGCUCGCAGCGGGAGGUCACCUUCCAACCCUGCCAGCGGGAUGCGGGGGGAUGUGGCCGUGUGGGCGCGAAAGAACCCCGUCGUGCUUUUUUGCAGGGAGGGUCCCCCGGGGCCUGUGACUGCAGCGGUCAAGCAGCCGAAGUGUGAAGGCGGGGAUGCCAGCCUCUAAGAAGGCUCGGGAUGCAUAGCUGGUGAAGGCAAAUUUUCCACCUGCUGCGUUUAAUGAUGCAGGAUUCCGGGGGAGAACCGUGUAUUUCACGAAGGCAAACAUUAAAAAAAAAGAGAGAGAGACAAAGGGGGAGGCUUACCACUUCCCCCAAACAACAUAGGAGACACUGUGCCCUUCUUCAAAAGUGCCAAAUGUAAAAUGCAAACAUUAAAACAAUAUCAAACCACACAACCGAGCAUUGUGAACUGUAAGUGCCAAAAAACGACAAAAAUAGAAUUCACAAUUACCGCUAAGCUCAUAUUACAGGUAUCACACUGUGAAAUGAACACACAAAAAUCAUUGAAUGCCACCAGGAUUUGUCUAAAUACAGAGUUUCAGGAAAGAAUGGAGAUCUUCAGGAUUACUUGAAGGGCCCUCUAAAUCACCAGCAUUCAACAAAACUUGAGAUUUUAGAACUUGCACCUUUGAGACAUGCUUUGGCUGCUUAGGUUAGGAACGAAAAAUUCUUAUCUUUACACACUCUGGUGUACUUCCCUCCCACCCCAUGUCCCUGUAAUCUUUGUGGGAAAUUUUAUACUCCUAUCCCAUUUUAAACCAUUUCAGAAUUUUGAAAUUGUGUCUUGUUGCCAUAAAAUCGACCAUCUGAAGGGCAAGUAGAAGUAUGAACAUAAAGAAAUGUGGCUGUUGAAAACUGUAUACCAAAAUUAAACUUUACCCUUACUCUCA
Canis lupus familiaris (dog) is the source of this 2355-nucleotide messenger RNA. It is a transcript of the gene GPR135, whose product is annotated as G protein-coupled receptor 135. Gene Ontology annotation, biological process: G protein-coupled receptor signaling pathway. Lineage: Eukaryota; Metazoa; Chordata; Mammalia; Carnivora; Canidae. Gene Ontology annotation, cellular component: membrane. The transcript has 2 exons. The record is from RefSeq and is a predicted model, not a curated record. Bases 1 to 1629 code for a protein of 542 amino acids. Gene Ontology annotation, molecular function: G protein-coupled receptor activity.